This is a messenger RNA of Ochotona curzoniae (black-lipped pika), 1008 nucleotides long. RefSeq names its product MAGE family member B17 (gene MAGEB17). NCBI's taxonomy places the organism in Eukaryota, Metazoa, Chordata, Mammalia, Lagomorpha, Ochotonidae. The coding region runs from base 1 to 1008 and encodes 335 amino acids. Gene Ontology annotation, cellular component: nucleus. Gene Ontology annotation, biological process: negative regulation of transcription by RNA polymerase II. The record is from RefSeq and is a predicted model, not a curated record. The transcript has a single exon.
AUGCCUCGUGGUCAGAAGAGUAAACUUCGCAACCGUGAGAAACGCCGCCAGGCUCGGGACCACAGUCAGGAUCCCAAGGAUGCUGAAGCCAUGACAGCUGAGGAAGGCAAGUCGCCAUCCUGUUCCUCCCCUGUUGCUAGGCAGGCGGCCCCCAGCACUGCGGGCAUCCCCCAGGGGUCUCAGGGAACCAGAGAGGCCAGUCCGGCUGCUGCGUGCUCCAGUGCUGGUAAAGGUGGCAAGAAUCGGGAGAAGGGAGACGGCAGGUGCACACGGGUGCAGGCCCUCUCCCAGGGCCCAAAGAGAGACCCCAAGACCAAGAAGGUGGAUGUGCUGAUGCAGCUGCUACUGCACAAAUACAAGAUGAAAGAGUCUAUCCUCAAGGCGGAUGUGCUGAGCAUCGUGGGCAAGAAGUACAGGAAGCACUUCCCCGACAUUCUGCGGAGAACCAGGGAGCGCAUGGAGCUGGUCUUUGGCCUUGAGCUCAACGAAUCCAACCGCGGUGACGAGUCCUAUGAUCUUGUCUGCAAGCUGGAGCUUUCUAGCAAAGAGUGUCUGGACGACGGCCGAGGUUUUCCCAAGACUGGGAUCCUGCUGCCUCUUCUGGGCAUGAUCUUCGUGAAUGGCCAGCAUGUCAGUGAGGAAGACACCUGGGCAUUCCUGAACAUGCUGGGAGUGCAUGAUGGUAAGCCGCACUUCAUCUUUGGGGAGCCCAGGAAGCUCAUCACCAAUGAUCUGGUUAAGGAGAAGUACCUGGAGUACGUCCAGGUGCCCAAUAGUGAUCCUCCACGUUAUGAGUUUUCGUGGGGUCCGAAGGCCCAUCUUGAGGUCAACAAGUUCAAAAUCAUGGAGUUUUUGGCCAAGGUCAAAGGUACUGCUCCCAGUAACUUCCAGUCCCGGUAUGAGGUGGCUUUGAAAGAGGAGGAAGCGCGAGCCCGAGCCAAAAAAUCGGGCAAACAUGGUGCUGCUACCCCAGCUAGUGUCCCGGCCCGCCGUGCACCCCAGCCCUAG